AUGUGGUUUUCCAUUAUCAGUCAUCGGGUAUCGGGAAUAAGGUUUUCUGCUAUCGUGCCCAGCAAUGCACAAGAUAUUUAUAAUAAUAAAAGCUUCUUCGCUCUUGCUGUCCCUUUCAGUCAAUGGUCGUAUGAGACGUGGGAUCUGCUUUGUGAGUGGUGGAAGAACGGGGAGGCCAAAAAGCGUGGGCUCUCCCUUAUCCACGGCACCACCCUCGACAGCAUCCCCGACCCAGCACCGAACCCAUGGCGACACAUCCCCCUCGCUUACACCUCCCUCAGCCCGCAGGAGUGUGCCAAAUACGGCCCCUACUGCAAGUCAGGGAGUCGCUUCGGCACCUUCACCGCCGAGCCCGCCAGGUUCCUCCCCACGCUGCUGGAGGAGGUGAGGGCCCGCGGGGGGCGGCUGGUGGUGCGGCGCCUGGCAACCCUCCAGGACGCCGCAGCCGAGGCGGACCUCCUCAUCAACUGCAGCGGCCUGGGAGCACGUGACCUGGUGCCUGACCCCUCCGUGUACCCCUGCAGAGGUCAGGUUAUGAGGGUACGCGCUCCCUGGGUGACCAGUUAUCUCGCCGAUGACUCCAACGAAGCGUUUGGCUACAUCAUCCCCAACCACGACACGGUGGUGCUGGGCGGGACUCACCAAGAUAACAACUGGAAUCUCGAGGUGGACCCAGCCGACUCUCGCGCCAUCUGGUCCGCCUGCACCUCUCUCCUGCCCUCCCUCAAGUCUGCUGAGGUGGUGCGGGAGUGGGUGGGGCUGAGGCCGUGUCGAAGCAAGGGUGUGAGGCUGGAGGAGGACGAGCUAAAGAUGGGUUCUCGCACCGUCCCUGUCAUCCACAACUACGGUCACGGGGGCAGCGGGGUGACUCUGUUCUGGGGAUGCAGCAGAGAAGUGGCCCGUCUUGCCUCCAAUAUCUUGUAUCGCUGCUACGGGCCCACCAGCAGGCUCUAGACUUCUCCACGAGGCAUGUCAGGACGGCCAGUAUUUAUCACAUGUCGGUUUAAUUGACCCCUAUGAAGUACAUACUGCUGUUUUUUUCAACGGCUGUUCACGUGUGUCUUCCUUCUUGCACUCCAGCUUCAUUCUGAAGAUUUGUUUUACUUAGAGAGCAAGCAAGUACAUCCCAAGGAAUAGAUUUUUAGUAAAUGUAAAGACAGGAAUGGUUAAUGUAAUAAAAUCUAGAUUAGU
This is a messenger RNA of Eriocheir sinensis (Chinese mitten crab), 1191 nucleotides long. Its product is annotated as D-aspartate oxidase-like. The coding region runs from base 1 to 954 and encodes 317 amino acids. Gene Ontology annotation, molecular function: D-amino-acid oxidase activity; FAD binding. The transcript is spliced from 7 exons. The record is from RefSeq and is a predicted model, not a curated record. Lineage: Eukaryota; Metazoa; Arthropoda; Malacostraca; Decapoda; Varunidae.